AUGGUGAACGGUAAAGUUUGUUUAGCGUACUCGGGGGGGUUGGAUACGUCGGUUAUUUUGGCUUGGUUGUUGGAGCAGGGUUACGAGGUUGUUGCUUUCAUGGCUAAUGUUGGGCAGGAGGAGGAUUUUGCAGCGGCAGAGGAGAAGGCGUUGAAGAUCGGAGCCAGUAAAUUUGUGUGUGUUGAUUGCAGAGAGGAGUUUGUUAAGGAUGUUCUGUUCCCUGCUGUGCAGGUGAAUGCGGUGUAUGAAGAUGUGUAUUUGUUGGGGACGUCGCUAGCUAGGCCUGUAAUUGCGAAGGCUCAGAUUGAUGUUGCAGAACGGGAGGGAUGCUUUGCUGUGUCGCAUGGAUGCACGGGCAAGGGCAAUGAUCAGAUUCGGUUUGAGUUGGGCUUUUAUGCUUUGAAGCCGGAUGUGAAGGUUAUUGCACCUUGGAGAGAGCCUGAGUUUUUCAAUAGAUUUGCUGGGAGGAACGAUCUGCUCGAAUAUGCUAGUGUGAAAGGUAUCCCUGUGGCGCAGACUAAGGCUAAACCGUGGUCCACGGAUGAGAAUCAGGCGCAUAUUUCGUACGAGGCUGGUAUUCUGGAGGAUCCAGAUGUGACGCCUCCCAAGGAUAUGUGGAAGUUGAUCACUGACCCGGAGGAUGCUCCAGAUGUGCCAGAAGAUGUGACGGUUGUGUUUGAACGUGGGAUACCGGUUAAAAUUGUGUACAAGGAGGGCCAGGUUGUGAAGGAAGCUGUUGAACCGCUUGAUAUUUUUUUGACUGCUUCUAAGGUGGCUAGACGUAAUGGUGUUGGGAGGAUUGAUAUUGUUGAGAAUCGGUACAUUAACCUCAAGUCUAGAGGCUGUUACGAGCAGGCUCCCUUGACUUUGUUGAGAAGAGCCCAUGUGGACCUGGAAGGAUUAACGUUGGAUAAAGAGGUCCGCCAUUUGAGAGAUCAGUUCGUUACUCCAACCUAUUCCCGGUUACUUUACAAUGGUUCGUAUUUCACGCCAGAAUGCGAAUACGUUAGAGCUAUGAUUCCUCCUUCUCAGAAUACUGUUAACGGACAAGUCAGGUUACGUCUGUACAAGGGUAAUCUGGUUGUGCUGGGCAGAUCAUCUAGCACCGAGAACUUAUACGAUGCUAGCGAAUCAUCCAUGGAUGAACUAACUGGGUUUGAGCCCACUGAUACUUCUGGUUUCAUUGCUAUCCAAGCCAUCAGAGUUAAGAAGUAUGGCCAAUCUAAGAUUGACAGAAAUGAACCAUUAACUUUGUAG
Molecule: messenger RNA, 1257 nt
Organism: Eremothecium cymbalariae DBVPG#7215
Lineage: Eukaryota; Fungi; Ascomycota; Saccharomycetes; Saccharomycetales; Saccharomycetaceae
Gene: ARG1
Product: argininosuccinate synthase
Exons: 1
Coding region: 1-1257 (418 amino acids)
Biological process (GO): urea cycle; L-arginine biosynthetic process
Cellular component (GO): cytoplasm
Molecular function (GO): argininosuccinate synthase activity; ATP binding
Source: RefSeq, a predicted model, not a curated record